UUACUUAAUAGGCCAUUAUUAUUUCUGAAGUUUUGUGGAAAGUAACAGUGUAUUGAGUACUUGUGGAAACAUCUCUUGUUUUUAGAAGGUGUUGGGGACCAACAAAUCACUUCUUCUAUUAAGAAAGCAUUUAGCUAAGUCUGCUUUGCAAGAUUUGGAGCCAUUGUUUUCUGAGUUGUCGAAAAAUGCAGAAGCAUAUAGAGUCAGAAUAGUUGAGAAAUACAGCCAGAUAAAAGCCCACAUUGAGGAGGAUCAGAAGCUGAUGUUGGCCAUUCUGGAAACAGAAGAGAUUUACACCAGUAAGUGGCUGAGUUGGAGGAGUGAGUCACUAAAGUGUCAUGUUAAUGAUAUUAAUGCUGCCCUGAGAUCAAGCCAAACUCUCCUCGAGGAAGAGAAUGAUGUCAGAUUUCUCCAGCAUUUCAAAAAACAUGGACUAGGUUCCCAGGUGGAUUUGCCAUUUGUGUCUGUGAUAGAGCAAGAGUACGGCGCACUAGACAAGAUGAAGACCGCUGUACAGCUGGUUGAUAACUUAGAAGACGUUGUCUUUCAGAACACUCAGCGGCUGUGGUCUAGUAAGUGUAUCAGUGCAAUAUGUUUAGACCCAGAAACAGCACACCCUGAGUUGGAGGUGUCAGCAGACAGGCUGGAAGUACACUGGAGUAAGAAACCAACCCCAGAGAGGAAACAGAAAACAAACAUCAGCUCUCAGUACAGUGUCCGGGCCAAGGAGAGAUUCUCCAGCGGUUCCCAUUACUGGGAAGUGGCUGUGUGGAAGAAACCCUUCUGGCUGAUUGGUCUGUCAUAUGGGUCAGCUACUGGAGAUCAGGAUUCAGAGCACUGCAACGGUGACUUUGACAAUGCAUUCUGCUACAUCUAUCAUGGUAAUGGAAAAUACCUCAUUUGUCAGGACUCAAAUGAAAAGCAACUGGCAGUAAGAAAAACUAUCCAAAAACUUGGAGUUUGGGUAGAUAUCCAGAAAGGGAAUGUGUCCUUCUAUGAUGGCGAUACGCUGGCUUUGCUUCACUCAUUUUGUGUUGACUUUUCUGGCCCAGUUUAUUCCAUCUUCAAUCCCUGUAUUGACAUAAAUGGCCAAAAUAGUCAACCUUUUGCCAUUGUACAUCUAAGAAACACAAAUAUUCCUCAAAGCCCCUCAUAAAUUGCAUGAAUCCAUGAAUUUUCUAGUUACAGUGCUUAAAUAAUAGUUUAAUAAUUCUAUUGUGUGUCUGUUUUAUAUGAUAGAGUUUGGUGUAGUUACAAGUAUCACAAGAAAUCUAGGAUUUAAUACUUUAAUUAUAGUUUGUAAUUUCUACCUCAAUGUAGAAAAUAAACCAUUGUGCUCUAGGUGUUUUAAAACUGAAAAGUGAGAAAGAGGUGAAAAUAGUUUGACAAAUUAACACAGAUUAAAUGUAAUAAACUUCUUUGCCCCUUUUUACUUAAAAAGGAUAGUUCACCUUGAAAAAUGUGUCAUCAGUUAUGAACAUUUUGUCAGUAUUUUUUGU
Messenger RNA from Carassius carassius (crucian carp), 1499 nucleotides. Its product is annotated as E3 ubiquitin-protein ligase TRIM62-like. The coding region runs from base 263 to 1156 and encodes 297 amino acids. The record is from RefSeq and is a predicted model, not a curated record. Lineage: Eukaryota; Metazoa; Chordata; Actinopteri; Cypriniformes; Cyprinidae. The transcript has 5 exons.